AUGUCGCACCCGCCCGCGGAACGCGGAGACGAUGGGGAGAGCAACGGUGCCUUGAGGAGGCGCCGUGGUCGGCGCGGCCGAGGCGGCAGCAGCGCCUCAGACGACGCCGACGAUGACCCGCUCUACCCCCGCGGCCCCGCCCCUGGAGUCCGAUGGCGCGGAGGUGCACCGCCGGCGGCCCCGACCUUCUCGGGGGGUCGCAGAGCGGGCCCGUGCUGUUGGGGGCACUGGCGUGAUGCGGUGGCCGCCUGGAAGUUCCGAGUCAAGCGCUACCUGCCGCUCGCCGAGGCGGCGUUGCAGCUCAGAGAUGCCGUCGCAGGGGAGGCGCUGAAGGAGACCAUCUCCGACCCGCCGAUGACAUGGGCCACCCAGGACGUCAUCGAACGUUUGGUUGAAGUUAUGCGCUCGCCCUGCGGCGAGGAGGGGAUUUUCCACGCGGGUGACCUGCUGGCAGCGUGCGAGAGAAUCAAGAGGGGUCAUGGUGAGAAGCUCCACGCUUACUGCACCAGGUACGUCAGAGUUGAGCGUGCGCUCGAGCAGGUCAAGAUCAAUAUCGCCGAUUUCGAGUUCGACGGGGUCAUGAACGCCAUCGGGCGCCUGUGCCCUGAGAGGGCGGCGGCGCCGCCAGUGGCCUGGCCGCGCCGCGAGAGGGCGCCGGGCGACGACCGCGAGCGAGGCCACGGGCAGGAGCCUGGCGGCGGCCCUCGGCGGCAGCAACCACCUGCGCCGCCCAGCCGCCCCGGCCUGCUGGACAGGACAUCGGCUCCGCGGCCGCCCCCGCCUCGCCACGCGGUGAACGCCACCGAGGCCGCGAUCGAGGAGGAUCAGCUCGGCGAGGAGGCUGCCGAGCACGAGGAUGAGGUGGACGGCCAGCCAGAUGACGAUGAGCCCAAUGCGGAGGAGGCCGCCGACCAGGAGCCCGCCGAGUUCGAUGAAGUGUACGAGGCUAUGACAGCCUUGAACGACGUUCUCAGCAUCGCGUCUCAGAAGCUGAAGGGGAUCACUCAAUCAGUCUUCAAGGGCCUGGCAGUCGGAGAUUCAAUCGAGUAUAUCGACGAGUUUGACGGUAAGAGUUGGAUGAUUGCCGAUCCCGCGUGCCAGAGGAUGGUCCAUGGAUCCGCAUGGGGGAACACUCACACCCAGAGGCUCGAAGACAGAUCCCUGCCCCUCGUCAAGUGGGCCGUCCAGGAGAGGUUCAAGUUCGGUGAGGGCCCCGAGAUCCACUCAGUCCUCCGAUGGGGUUACCCGAUAGGCAUCGCAGGUGUGGCGCUCUGGGCUAGGUCUUCCGAGGUGUCGUCCGAGAUUCCCCUACUGGCCUCCAACGAGUUCAUGGUCUUGGGAGCCUCCAUCAACAUGUUCGUGGGGGCAAUCAGCUUCUUGGGGAUCGGGGUUUACGACCUCCCGCUUCAGAGGGCCAGGAACGGCCAGCUCAUCGUGUGCAUCUCCGAUUUCCCGAACGAGUUACCCGACUUCUCGGAUUGGGACACCUUGGAUGAGGACGUCAUCUUACCCCCCGAUGCGAAGAUCAACUGUGAACACCGUCGAGAGCGACACCUCGAGCGAGUACAACUGAACCAGGGGACUUCGGCGAGCGAGUCUACUAAGACGGACGUGCGACGAUGCCAGCGAUGCGUGCACUUCGACAUUGCCGACGACGGCCUAACCGAGUACGAGACCCCCGAGGGCGCCAUCGAGAUCGAGCGGUCCGAGUCGACUCUCCAGCCGUCUUCGGUCAAGCAGCCGAGUCAGGCCUUCCGAGCUUCGUUGAUGACGGGCCCGGGCUUUCGGAACGCGUUCCUGAAGGCGACGCCGCUCCUGGCUGCCUUCGUCAAGGGAUGCGCCGAGGGUCUGAAGGCGCACGAAGCCUACCUGGACAUGAAGGCGCCCAAGAGACGCGAGCCGUGCGACCACCAGGACUCGACCACGGGGGUCUCGACCAUCAAGGAGUACUGCGCGGGUCGCCACGGGUGGUACGCUAGGUGCCAGCAGCCGGCGCGCCAGAUGAGGUGGAAGUGGAUCGUCACCGACGCCCAGUGGAUCGACAUCAUCUUCGAGACCCUCAGUCCCAGCACAGUCCUUCACGGCGCCCCGCUGCAAGGAGCUCUGAAGCGUCACAUCGGCGACCUCAACCGCACCAUCUCCGCGCUCGAGGUCGAGGCUAAGGUUCGGGACGUCGUUGACAGCGCCGCCCGGCAGGUCAACGCCGAGCUCGUCGACCUCAUCUACGGCUUCGACCUGGGCACGGUCGCUGGUCGACGGAGUUGGAACCACGCCAUCAAGACGUUCAAGCCGCUGGUGGUUAUCAUGGGUUUCCCCUGUACGAAGUGGUGCUGGUACAACUACGCGAUUAACUACCGUGACUUCCCCGACCUCCUCGCAUCCCUCCAGGACGAGGAUCGGCCGCUGCUCAAGCUCGUCGUAUGGACCGCUCUCGAGCAACAGAAGAACGGCAGGUACUUCCUCCUCGAGAACGCCGAUAGGAGCCAGGCGUGGGAGCAGCCCGAGUUCGACCCGCUCUGGAAGGACCACCACACCGUCUGGGGACGCGGCGACAGCUGCCCCUACAACCUCAGGGCCCUCAACGGCGAGCUGAUGCGUAAGACGCGGACGUGGGUAAGCAACCAUCCCAAGUUGCUGGAGUCGGUGACCCGCAGGUGCGAUCGUAGCCACAGUCACGCUGAAGUUCAAGGGCGCGAUACUUCCCGCUUUCAGGUAUUCACCGAGGAGCUCGCAGACAGCAUCCUGACCGUCGUGCAGCAGGUGGUUGCAGUCCGAUCGCCUGCUUCGCUGGCAUGGACAUCUAGCUACGACCAGUGCCGAUACGAAUGGCACCCUCAGGACAGCACCCCCGCGGACUACCACGACCAGCUCUACGCCGCCUGGUUCGUCGACGUCGACCGCGACACCGUCGAGUGGCAAGUUGUUCUCACCCAGACGAUGCUCAUGAUGGAGGAUCGGGCCCGGGACACCUGGGAGCUUCCGCCAGGCCACGAGAUCUACCAGCGCAUCCAGGACCUCGUGCCAUGGGAGCUCGUUCGAGUACAAGCCGCUCGAGUACCGAAAGCGCGUAGGCAUGCAGUCGACAUCGUCUACCGCCACCGCGGCAUGGCCGCCAUCGCCUACGCAGGUAACAUCAUCGUCGAGACUGAAGCUCUGAAGGACGUCCAGUACCCGAAGCUCCGCUUCAGCGAGCCGAUCGCCCUCGCCAUCUUCUUCUUCGGGAGCGCGCCUGAGUCGGCCAGCGCCGACGGCGAGCCGCCUUCCGAGGUACCGCAGCCAGGACCUGCUGCUGCCCAAGUUCACCCUGAGAGCGCCGCGGAGCCUCCAGUGGAAGAGCCGGGCCCGCGUCCGCCGGCGCCGCCAGUUCAGGCUGCCGAUCUCGACCUCUACUCUAUCGCAGGGUGCCGCAUCGAGUUCCCUAACCUCAGCGACGACAAGUGCCCCCGCGAGAUCAAGGGGGCCAUGCCAUCAGUCUACUUGGCGAUCGACUUCCUGAAGUGCGAGGCCUGCGAGCGGACUCGCCCGCCAGCUAGGCCAAAGCCGAUCUCCGCGACGACUCGGUACCUGGGUCAGUUCGGCGAACACCUCCAGGCCGACUUCUUUACUAUCGUGGACGUCACCAACACGCCGCACCACAUGCUCGGUAUCAUAUGCCUCAACACACACCUCCACCGCGUGAAGCGCGUGGUCGACCGCUUCCCAGAGACAGCCGUGUCCGCCUUCCUGGAGGCAUGGGUCUCACCGUUCGGCAUGCCGAUUGCCAUCGCCGUCGACAUGGACGGCAGCUUCAUGGGCAACUUCAAAGAGCGGCUCGAGUCGCACGGGGUCAACGUCUCCUACUGCCCGCCCGACGUACAUUGGCAGAUCGGGACCGUCGAGAGGCAUAACGCGUCAUGGAGGUGGAUCUGGAAUCGGACAUGCGACGCCUGCGCCGUGAAGACCGCCGAGGAGGUCGACAUGACUACCAUUGCCGUCAGCGAGGCCAAGAACAAUGCAGUUCGUUGGGCCAGGCGCUCCGCUAACCAGUGCGUCCUGGGAAGGACUCCUCGUAUUCCUGGUGAAUUGCUAUCCGACGGUCACGGCCUUGCCGUCGCCGCCAACGCCACUAACUCGCAGCACGUGAUGAACAGCGACUUCUACCGCAUGGAGGCCAACAUCCACACGGCCCACUUCAACUACGAGCAGCACGUGAGGAAGUCGCCCCUCAGGAAGACCAGCCACUUGCGCUACGACCUUGACAAGCUCGUCGCAGGCCAGCAGGUUGGAUGCUGGCGCCGGGACGCCAAGAAGCGCCCCAGCGGCAAGUGGUCGCGCCCAGGUUUCGUCAUUGGCACUUUCCUACAAUGGGACAUUGAGGUUCUCAAGAACAGCUACGACCUCAUGAAGGACGACCUCUGGGAGGACGAGCGAGACGCCGGGCCCGCGCCCGACGACCUGGCGGAGGAGGCCGACAUCUUCGUCGACGACGGCCGCAACCUUCUUCCAGGCCGCGAAGGUCACCCAGGCCCCCAGGCCGCUGACUCCGUCUCCGCAGAGCCGAACACGAUCGAGACUGAUCUGAAGGUCAGCACCCCGCGGUCGCCUCGCAGCCGGGCCGCCGAACACGAAGUCCCUCCAGAGGCCGACCCUCCAGACGAGAAGAGGCCCCGCGUGUCUACCUUGUGCGCCCAGGCUUGGCUGACUUCCAUCUGGGCCACCGAGGUCGGGGACGGUGCCGACGGCUCCGACGAGAUGCCCGCCGUGUUCGCCAACGUCAGCCCCUACGCCGACUACGCGGACGAGAUCGAGAUCAUCUACCAGGUGAACGCCAUCGUCGCCGACGACGGGCCCAAGCUCCCCCUGGUGCCCGACUCCGAGGACGACGAGCCUGCCGACCAGAACCAGCCCACCAUGACGAGGGCCGAGCGGAAGGCCUACGACCGCGAGUUACUUUGGCGCGAGAGCAUGAGUAUGGACGGCUCCACCAUCCAGAGCUUCCUGCAGGCCACGCGCAAGGAGUACAGCAACUGGGUCAAGUGGGCGCCGAUGGUCGCAGUGGCAGACGUCGUCGCCAAGGACAUGCUCAACUCGCCCGAGAUCCGCAAGAGCUGCAUCCGGGCGCGAUGCUGCUAUCGUGACAAGAACUGCGGCCAAGGAGAGCUUGCUGCGAAAUGCCGGGGAGUCGCCGUCGGUUGCAGCGACCCGAGGCUCGAGGCGCUCGAGCGGAGGUCUCCCACUACGCAGCGCAUCAGCUUCUUCACAGCAUGCCAGAUCCUCGCCACCAUGAAGAUCUACGACCCAGAGGGCAACUGGACCGCCUGUGUUGGCGACCUCGGGAACAGCUUCUUCCAGGGCAGCCGCGAGAGGGAGGACAAGGUCUACCUCAUUCCGCCGCGUGACCCACUGGUCAUCGCCACCCGCUCCUGGCCAGAUACGUUGUACGAGGUGACCGGCAACAUCUACGGUUUCGCCGACGCCCCGCUGGUAUUGUGUCGUCACAUUCGACACAAGAUGUACGAUUUGGGUUUCGUGAGCCAUAGCCUGGACGUGAUGUGUGUUCUGAAGUUCGAUAAGGGACGUUUAUUGGCCAUCGUUUUGUGGUACGUCGACGACAUGUUCGCCGUAUACGCCAAGAGCCGUUUCGACUUCUCCCAGCUGGAGAAGGUUUUCGUGUGGGGCAAGCUCGUGUAUCUGCCUCAGGAGCUUGUGUGGUGUGGGCGCGAGAUCAACCAGUACCACGACGGCCGAGUCGUCAUCAUUCAGAAGGAGUACGUCAAGGGUUUAGAG
This is a messenger RNA of Prorocentrum cordatum, 5766 nucleotides long. The record is from the annotation of a GenBank genome assembly. Lineage: Eukaryota; Dinophyceae; Prorocentrales; Prorocentraceae.